Schizophyllum commune H4-8 is the source of this 1803-nucleotide messenger RNA. RefSeq names its product cytochrome P450. The coding region runs from base 51 to 1679 and encodes 542 amino acids. The transcript has 18 exons. NCBI's taxonomy places the organism in Eukaryota, Fungi, Basidiomycota, Agaricomycetes, Agaricales, Schizophyllaceae. The record is from RefSeq and is a predicted model, not a curated record. Gene Ontology annotation, molecular function: monooxygenase activity; oxidoreductase activity, acting on paired donors, with incorporation or reduction of molecular oxygen; heme binding.
CGCUGCUACCAUGCUUCUCAUUGACGCCGACAUAGUAUCCCUCUCCCGCGAUGUUCGCCAAAGCGUUCCUUACUCUUGCUUCUCUAAUCGUCGCCCGCCUCUUCUGGCGGUUCGUCAAUCGUUUCGUGCUUCGGACGCCGUUGGACAAUAUUCCUGGACCGGCGUCGCCCUCUGUUUUGACAGGCAAUUUCCAGCAACUGUACAGCGUUAGUGGGUGGGAGUUCCACGCCAAGCUGGCCAGGGAGUACGGGUCUGUGGUGCGGCUGACCGGUCCUCUGGGGGAAAGGCAGCUCUACGUGGGGGACCCCAAAGCGCUCCAUCACAUCGUGGUCAAGGAUCAGGAUGUUUAUGAAGAGCAUCCCCAAUUUAUUUCGACGAACAGCCUCAUUUUUGGGAACGGUCUCUUGUCGACCCAGGGUGACAAGCAUAAGAAGCAGCGCAAGCUCAUGAACCCUGUCUUCUCAACCGCGCACAUGCGCAAUAUGAUUCCCAUCUUCUACGAGGUCGUAGACGCUCUUCGCGCCACGCUCGAGAAGCAGACCGAUCAGGGUCCCCUCGAAAUUGACCUCUUGUACUGGAUGGGCCGCACGGCCACCGAGCUCAUUGGCCGCAGUGGCCUUGGUUAUUCCUUCGACUCGCUCGCGCAGGGCGCGCCCGAGCACCCAUACGCGACCAGCGUCAAGGAAUAUAUCCCGACGAUGUUCCGCCUGCAAAUCCUGCGCGUCUACGUCCUCCCCAAGGUGUACAACCUCGGCCCCGCCUGGCUGCGCCGCGCAGUCGUGAACCUCAUCCCGUCGUCCACUAUGCAUGCUCUGCGCGAUAUGUCGGAUUUGAUGUGGAACACGUCGAAGGAGAUAUAUUCCCAGAAGGUGGCGGCGUUGCAGGCGGGCGACGCAGCGGUGGCCAAGCAGGUUGGGCAGGGGAAGGAUCUGCUGAGCUUGCUCAUCCGCGAGAACAUGAAGGCGGGUGACCCGCUUCCUGAGGAGGAGCUGCUUGCGCAGUUGACCACGCUGGUCUUCGCCGCGAUGGACACGACGUCUUCUGCGCUUUCGCGUACAUCGCAUCUGCUCGCCACGCAUCCUGAGGUCCAGGACCGUCUGCGAGCUGAGAUCCGCGCUGCUAUGGAAGAGCACGGGCAGCUCUCCUACAACGAGCUCGAGUCGCUCCCGUACCUGGACGCUGUUUGCCGGGAGACCCUGCGUCUUUACCCGCCUGCUCCCCAGCUCCUGCGCAGAGUCAAGAAGGACGUCGUCCUGCCCUUCAGUAAGCCCAUCAUCGGCGAGGACGGGCGCGAGAUGUCCGAGGUUCUGGUCCCGGCGGGCACGGUCGUCGUCAUUGCGAUCAUGAACGCGAACAGGAACAAGGAGAUCUGGGGUGAGGAUGCGGAUGAGUGGAAGCCUGAGCGCUGGCUCGAGCCGCUUCCUGCCUCUGUGACUGAUGCCCAUAUUCCCGGCGUCUACGGCAACCUAAUGACCUUCCUGGGCGGGGGAAGGGCGUGCAUAGGCUUCAAGUUCUCCCAGCUCGAGAUGAAAGUCGUCCUGGUCGAGCUGCUCAACGCCUUCAAGUUCUCCCUCAGCGAGAAGGAGGUAUCGUGGCGCAUGAGCAACAUCGUUUCGCCCUUCAUCAAGGAGCAGCCGGAGAAGUCGCAGCUUCCGAUUAUUAUCUCAAAGGCUGACUGAGGGUGCUGAAGCUGGAGCUCGGGGGAUGUCUGAUGGAACCUUUACGCCUAAUAUCCCUUUGGGUUGCUACCCUCUGGCUCAGUUUAAACCCCAAAAUUCUGUCAAUGACCUUCUGCAUACCCUC